Messenger RNA from Trachymyrmex cornetzi, 1254 nucleotides. RefSeq lists its product as uncharacterized. Lineage: Eukaryota; Metazoa; Arthropoda; Insecta; Hymenoptera; Formicidae. The transcript is spliced from 2 exons. The coding region runs from base 1 to 1254 and encodes 417 amino acids. The record is from RefSeq and is a predicted model, not a curated record.
AUGCCGUUGAUGCGGGAGGACGAAGCGGUGCGCCUGCCCGUGCCGGAACAGCAGGAAGCGCAACUCCAGAUGCCGAUUCAACCGACGAGAGCGAACCAGGAGAGCGGAGCCAACAUGACGACAGGUUUUUUUAUGACCGGGCCUGAGGUGAGCCGCGUUGGUAUGCGUAUGCCAGAGUUUACUCCAGCCGAUCCGAAGCUCUGGUUUAAUAUAAUAGAUCGCAGUUUCCAGGCGGCCGGAAUUACCAGUGAAACGACGAAAUUCGGUUACGCGUUGACCGCGCUAGGGCCGACUUACACGGCGGAAGUGCGGGACAUUAUAAUGAGUCCGUCCGCGGAGCGUCCGUGCGAAGCGUUAAAAACGGAAUUGAUAAAAAGACUAAGUUUGACGCAGGAGCACAAAACGCGUCGGUUGCUCGAGCACGAGGAAAUCGGCGACCGAAAGCCGUCGCAAUUUUUGCGGCAUCUUCGUACCCUCGCGGGUAAUGUCGUGGGGGAUACGGUGUUGCGAAUCAUUUGGCUGAGCCGGUUGCCGGCGUACAUUCAACCGCAUCUGGUGACGCGAACGGCGGAUACCGUGGACCAAUUGGCGGAAAUUGCGGACGCGAUCGUGGAGGCCACCAAGGCACCCGUAUUCCAUGUGUCAGAGGCGUCGCGGGCGUCGGCGACAACCGGGGCGAGUGAUCCCGCCUCGAUGGAAGCAUGGAUGGAAAUCAAAUUAGCUCAGAUGCGAUUGGCACUGCAGCAGGAGGUGUCGGACCAGAUAAUGGCGCUUAGGAAAUCCAUCGAAGCAAUCACGGAGGAGCGGCCUCGCCGGGGCCGUGAUCGGGGCCGGGGCCGACCGCGUUCGGGCUCGCGCCCGCGUGCGCGUUCGCGUAGCCGGGGCCAUCCGGAGAGUGGCCUGUGCUGGUACCACUGGCGAUUCGGUUCGAACUCUUACAAGUGCGUGCAACCUUGCUCAUGGCAGCCGCAGCAGGGAAACGCGGAGGCCAGUCGCGCGGAUCUCUGCGUGUACCCGCGUAAGAUGGUGCGCGGGCCACGUAAGAGAUCGACCUACGAACUCUCGGCAGCCAACGGUUCGACGAUUUAUACAUAUGGCACAGAGACGUUAACGCUGAAUUUCGGAUUGCGGCGGGCAUUAACGUGGCGGUUCGUGAUAGCAGACGUGGCGAGACCGAUAAUCGGCGCCGAUUUCUUGGCACAUUACGGACUUAUGGUCGAUUUAAAAAAUUCGAGAUUACGUGGCGGUUCGUGA